Molecule: messenger RNA, 3166 nt
Organism: Onychostoma macrolepis
Lineage: Eukaryota; Metazoa; Chordata; Actinopteri; Cypriniformes; Cyprinidae
Product: glycosylated lysosomal membrane protein-like
Exons: 6
Coding region: 63-1259 (398 amino acids)
Cellular component (GO): lysosome
Source: RefSeq, a predicted model, not a curated record
GAAGAAAAAGAAAAAGGGGGAGAAAAAAAAGUUCUUCCAUGUUUGUGUUCAGAGGGUAAAUCAUGUCAUGGUGUACAGGAAAAAUUAUAGCCACUGUGGUAUGGUGUGUGAUUGGAUGUAUAAUAUAUAUUCUGACACGUGGAGAUAUGUUUCAACGGAAGGUGUCUGUGGAGCUGAAUCCCGGUCUGACGCCGCCGUCGGUUCUUCCUCCUGGAGUGGGUCUGGUUCAUGUGCGAGGGCUGGGACACAGUGGCACACUUCACUUCUUGCUGUGUAACUCUGGAGCUCCAGCGCUGCUGAUGGUUCACACUUACAGCACUCAGUCUACAGUACAUGUGGACUGGCCUGCGUUUAUCAACCACAGUUCAUCCGGCAGCCUGAGGGUGGAGCCGCAGACCAGUGUGCGGUACAGCAGGGCACUAGUGUUCACCAAAGUGUGGGAGUACGAUGACGUCAAUAACGCAGCUGACCCCCAGCAGACGGCAAAGUCCAGCUUUUACCCUCCGUACGAGCUGCAGAACUUCAUCUGGUUCGAACCGAAGAUCACGGUUAACCAGUCGGAUUACAUAGUAACACUGUGUGGCAGAGAAACAACAGAGAGUUUCCUCAACGGCUCCGUCUGUCUGCAGUUCUCAGUGUUUGAGUCAGUGGGUCGUGAUCAAGUUAGGCCAAAUCUCCGUCAUAACGCAAACUCCUCGCAGCUGCGUGUGUGGCUGGAUGGUGUGACACCGCGAGGAAGCAACUCCAGAUUUGCUCUGGAGUUUCAGUCCGUUGUAGACUCUGGAUUCAGGGAAAGAGUCUCUGCCGGCACCUUUAUAGACGAUGAGUACAAACCGUUUUUCUUUCAGAUGUCUCAAUGGGUUUCGUUUCCGGUGAACGGUGACAAUGUGUGGGGUUACAAUCAGUGGAAACCCGUGGCGUAUCGUAAAGCCAAGCAGGCCUCUGAGGACGCAACACCCUGUAAAAACUCAGAGCUUGUGUUCUUGGACCAUAUCCCUCGGUCCGAUCUGGUUCAGGCGUAUUUCAUAAAGGAUCCUCAGACAUAUGGCCUGAACAUCAGCUUCGGUACUGCUGGAGACCCAAUUUUUUACAAAGCCACCAAAUACAUCAGCUGGACUGUUUUAAUGGGCUUGGGUGAACCUCUGGGCAAUUCAUUCUACAUGCUACGCAUUGCCUUCAUACCCACUGGAAUUGUUAUACUGGUGAUCUUAUUCGUGGUUCAAGAGUGUGUUUGCUCAUCGGGCUACCAGCGACUCUGAGACGUUACGGUACAAGCCCCGCCCUCAUCAGUGAUGAGGUUACUGACCACUGAGCGGAUCAUUAGAAACACACUACUGAUGAUCGGAUGAGGGAGUUAAAAUUUAGAAUUAACACAAAAAUUUAUCUGAAUGGGUCAGUACUCUCUUUUUGAUAUGUGACAAAUUGGCCAGAAUGAUGACGACUUAAAAACAUUUUCUCUUUAAUCCUGAAAUAUACGCAAAUGUUUUCAUAAUUAUUAAGAACUGCACUGCUGUAGGUUCUCAGUAGGGUUGCCCAAAGCCUAAUUUUGAAUUCAGAAAGACAUGGAUACUGGAUAAUGCAUUCUAUGAAGCCCUUAAAUCGACAUGGUUAGUCUUGCUGUGGUAGUCAGACACAUUAUAGUACAUCAGAUUUAAUUUAUCACUUGAGGAUAGUAAGGAGAGAUGACUGACAGGACGAUGUCGAAGAAUUUGGUGCGUAACAGAUCCUGAGUGCCACUGACAAAUAUCUUGUAAAACUCAAUAAGAUCUACCAACUAAAAACCCCCCAAAAAAACAACAACACUUGUAGGGACCAACACAUGCGUCUUUAUAUUGAAUUAAUCUAAUAAUUAAAUAAAAAAAUAAUGUUCAAUUUUAACAUUACAUUGAAAACACCCACAGAACAAUAGAUUACGAAAGUGAAAGUGAAAAAAAAAACAAUCGUGCAUUCAAAAGUGUUUUCAAUCAUUUUUAGCUAAUUCUAUACAAUAUAAUUACCCAACUGUCGAUUUAAAAGCAUAUAUAUUUUCCUGCCAUCUCUUUUUUUUUUUUUUUAUCACCAUGUCCAUUUUGGGGCUCUGUAGAAUGUGUGUCAUUUCCUUUACAAACAUGUUAUUCAGCUUUGGGCACAUCCCUAGUUUUCAGGGAUUCUUACAAUGUCAUGUAUGUUGAGUUUUAAUGUUUUUAACAUAACUGUGAUGUAACAGGGAGCUUUUUUAAACAUUCAUUUGUACCAUUUACAGACACUCCAGGGAUUCUUACACUGUUACAUAUGUUGAGUUUUAAUGUUUUUAACAUAACUGUGAUGUAACAGGGAGUUUUUUUAAACAUCCAUUUGUACCAUUUAAAAACACUCUAAAACCUUUUAUAAAAGACUUGUUGUUAAAAAUGAAAUGUGUGUUGGCAGUGUGUGUACACAACCACCCUAUAAUGAUAAACAUCCACCCAGUGUUUUUUUAAAAUCCCUAUAACUAAUUACCCCUUUUUCAAAUCGAGCCGUUCUCAGCUUCUUGUCUUGAUGUCACACAGACCCAGGCCACUCCCACAAUAGCUGAUUGUCGCUUGGUGAGUGAGCUGUGAACAGUCCUCCAUUGUUUCACCGCUGGAGCAGAUGUAGACAAGAAUGCCUUUCCUAAUAAUGUGCUAGUUAGCAAGUUCCAUGAUGAAUGCGGCUAAAGUUUACAGUCUCAUGAGAACGGCUCGCCACCCCACAGAAGAGAGGGGCGGGGUCAGCAGAGCUUAUUAGCAUUUAAAGGCACAUGCACCAAAACGGCUUGCUGUGAACAGAGCUGUUUUUGACAAGUUAAAAAGGGUGUUGUUUUACACUACCAUUGAGAAAUUUGAACCAAAGUCUGUUAGUUGAAUCAUCAACUUGUGGAAAAUGGGCAUCCGGUGACCCUUUUAAAUUUUGUGUCCACUGUGGAUCGCUAAUAUUUUAUACUACUGUUGCAUGUCAGUCAAACACACAUCUUGUGCAUCAUUUAUUCAUAAACACAUUCAAACAUAUCCAGAUGGAAACAUCAGAUUCUAGAUACACUCUGCAUGACUUCAUUAUGAUAAACAUUAGGAAACAUUUUGUGAAUACGGAACAAAACAGUGCAAUAUCAACAUGAGAAAAAAAACAGCAUGCAUGUCUGUAACAAUAAAUUAUAUUUAUUUUUGCUUUA